Messenger RNA from Rhododendron vialii, 1974 nucleotides. Its product is annotated as lectin-like. The record is from RefSeq and is a predicted model, not a curated record. Lineage: Eukaryota; Viridiplantae; Streptophyta; Magnoliopsida; Ericales; Ericaceae. The coding region runs from base 932 to 1693 and encodes 253 amino acids. The transcript has 3 exons.
CUCUUCCUUCCUCCUCCCCUCUAAGUCACCCAUCAUCCAGACUCUCUUCUCUCUUCCCACUAUGGUUGAGUGGCGAUCGAUACUCAUCCCCAGGAGAGAUGAUCUCCCACUACCCAUUGUUUUUGGACAUUGGUGACCCAUAUUUGGUUUUCAGAUUUGAGUUUUUUUAGCCCUCAGAUCCGAUUAGCCUUGGCGACGGAUCCAUGGGUUUUAUGCAACAGUGAUGGUGGCACCUAGCAGCUUUGACUGCAGUAGGACAAAGGGACGUUGAGCUUUAGCUGCCAGUGGGAAUCUUCCAUCUUCCUGCUGCCACAUCCACAUGUGGACCAGUGGUCUCCAUCAACGCGGUUGUCAAUUUUGACGGGAUCUUUAUUUUGUUGUUCUUCUUUGUUUUUUCUUAUUUUGUUCGGAUCUUUUGGGGUCCUUUGUUUAUUUUCUGUCGUUGUAGUUGUACUCUUUUUGUUUUAAUAUAAAUGGGACAAACUCAUGUUCGUAAAAAAAAAUAAAAAAUUACUAGAAGUCAUGAAAAUCAACUUACAUUUUCUUUCCCCAUCAGUUUUUCACAAUUUGAUGGAAUACCCAGAAUUUGAGAGAGAGGAACUUCGGAAAGGGAGGAAGAGAGACUUGGGGGUUGAAUAUGGAAGAAAAAUUAUUCUAUGCCUUUGCAAAGGUACUGUCCUGUGGUACUCCAAAUUCAUUUUUCACCACACGUCUUUUAGUGCAUAGAAUGAAACCAGUGCUAGCGUGCAUCAAACACAGUACCGAAAAAGUAUUAAACUAUCUUUUUUUAUUACUAGCGUUAAGCCCGUUCAAUACACGGAGCCAAAAAAAAAAAAAUCAAUGUGAUUUUUUAUCCCGUGCGUUAAAAGGGCACAAACGCUAGUACUCUAUAAGUACAAGAUCUCCACGCAUAGUUUGAGGAAGAGAUGAGAUGGGAACACGGUGGUCGCAAGAUGAAACUCCACAGGUUCGGGAAGAGGCUCCUCCACAAAUUACAGAACAAGGUAGCACGAGCAUACCAAUAAUUUCACACAGCACUGAAAAAGAUUCUUCCAGGGUUAGUGAUGCAACACCACCAGAAGUAAAGCUGCCCCACAACUACGAAGCCAUUGUCAAACAUGCAGACUCACCAUUUGACUCCUCCUCCACUGAAAAGCUGUAUAACCAGCUCCAGGCUGGAGUAUUCUUAAACCAAGAAAAGAAGAAGUAUUGGGUUGAUCGGAAGUCCAGCAGCAACAGCUUCAUGUUAUUUGCAAGGGAUCUCUCAAUCACUUGGGCUGAAGACAACCGCUAUUGGCACUGGUCCUAUCUCAAAGAAACAAGUGAUGUGUUUGUUGAUGUUGCUGAACUGCUAAAAGUUUGCUGGCUGGAAAUUCAAGGAAAAUUUGAGAUGGUAAACCUCUCACCAAGAACCGUUUAUGAGGUGGUGUUUUUGGUCAUGCUGAAAGAUCCCGCUUUUGGGUGGGAAGUUCCAGUGAAUGUUAUGCUCAUUCUCCCUGAUGGAACAACGCAACAACAUGAAGAAAAUUUGAUGGAAAAGCCAAGGGGACGAUGGAUAGAAAUUCCAGCAGGGGAGUUUAGGACAUCUUCUGAAAAAAUUGGAGACAUUCAAUUCUCCCUCUAUGAAUACAAAGCUGGGAUGUGGAAGAGAGGUCUGGUCAUCAAAGGUGUUGCCAUUCGGCCAAAAGCCUGAAGCUUUAGACCUACCAAGAAGUACAAUAUCCAUUCUUAUUCAGAUUUUUAUUUAGACGUUGUGACCUAGCAUGGUAGCAGGUGCAAUAUAAUGCUAGUUCUGUGGCCCGGGUUCGUAUUACAAGGAUCCGUCUCUCUGCAAAAGUGCGAGUAAUAAUGCCUAACUACUAUCGCUUCCAAACCCCACUGUAAAUGGAAGCCUAGCGAACUAGGCACAAGACAUGUAAUAAAUAUAAUCAUAACCUGAGGUUGGACAAUAAUAAAGCUCCAUUCUUGGACAAA